AUGGCCUACAGGGCAAGGAAAGUAGCUAAGGAAGUUGUCCAAGGAGAUCAGAGGGCACAAUACACUAGGAUAAGGGAUUACCUCCAAGCUGUGCUGGAUACCAAUCCUGGAAGUAGAUGCAUUGUUACAACAAAGCAUUUAAAGACUCAUCCUAGCAUAAACCCUAGAUUUCAUGGCUUGUUCAUGUGCCUCAAUGCUUGCAAAGAGGGCUUCCUAAAUGGUUGCAGACCCUUCAUAGGUGUUGAUGGUUGCUUUGUUAAGUUGACAACAGGGCAACAAAUAUUGGCUGCAACUGGAAGAGAUGGUAAUAACAACAUCUUUCCCAUUGCAUUUGCAAUUGUUGACAAGGAAGACACUGCCAGCUGGUCCUGGUUUCUAACCCAGCUCAAGUAUGCUCUUGGUGGUGAGUCAGGGAAGUAUGGCAACUACACUAUCAUAUCUGAUAGACAAAAGGGCCUUCUUAAAGCCAUAAACAAUGUCUUCCCAAAUUGCCCUCAAAGAUUCUGCCUUAGACAUAUUUAUCAGAACUUUCAAACAGCUGGCUUUAGAGGUGAAGAGUUAAAGAAGUAUAUGGAUCAGGCUAGUUAUUCAUAUACUGAGCAUGGUUUUGAUCAAGCAAUGGAAGGCAUGAAAAGAGAGUGUGAGGCAGCUUGGAAAUGGCUUAGAAAGAUACCCAAGCAUACAUGGGCUAGACAUGCCAUGGACAAAAAUUGUAAAACUGAUUUGGUUGUUAACAAUAUUAGUGAAGUUUUCAACAAAAUGAUACUUGAUGUGAGAGGGAAACCAAUUAAAACCAUGGUUGAUGGCAUCAGAACUAAAUUGCUAGUUAAGUUCAAUGCAAACAGGACCAAGACUGAGACAGCCAAGUGGCAGAUAUGCCCAACAUAUGCUGAAAAGCUAGAAGAAGCAAAACACCAUGCUAGAUACUGUCAGUCCAUCAAAGUAGGACCUGAUCUAUACCAGGUUAGCAGUGGAGAAAGCACAUGUGCAGUAAAUCUACAAGUGCACACAUGUGGGUGUAGCAAAUGGGACAUGACUAGUGUUCCUUGCAAGCAUGGUGUUUCUGCAAUUAACAAGGCAAAACUUCAUCCAGAAGAUUUUGUUAGUGAUUUCUUCAAGAAACCAAGGUACCAAGAAGCCUACAAUCCAAUUGUGUAUCCUGUGCCUGGGCCUAAUCUAUGGCCAAAUACUGGGACCCCUGACAUAGAACCACCAGUUUUCAGAGACAAGCCAGGAAAGAAGCAGACUAAGAGGAGAAGGAAUCAGUUUGAGAAGCCAGCUCCCAACGAUACUUCAAGGAUGGCAACAAUAACCUGCAGCAAUUGCAACUUGACAGGUCAUAGGUACACUAGCUGCCAUAAAAAUAUGAAGCCAGCCCUAGCACUGAGAAGGAACCAACACCAGGAAAACAGGAGAGUUGAUGCACCAGCAGCAAGGACAAGAGCUCCAGCUGCAACCAGUGCAACACCAAGGACAGGUCCAUCAGCUCCAGCUGCAACUAGGGCUGCACCUAGAGCAACUCUUUCUGCUCCUGCUCCAACAAGGCCAACUUCAUCUUCUGCUGCUGCUUAUAGGCCUAGUUCAUCUUCUGCUACUGCUGCUAGGUCAAGGGCAAAGAGAACAUUCAUACCACCAAGAGUGUCAGGUACUGGAAGAGUGAGAAAGCCAUCAUACAAGAUGUCUGAAUGGUUCAAUUGUUCUCAGGGCAGCAAGAAGUGA
Aegilops tauschii subsp. strangulata is the source of this 1719-nucleotide messenger RNA. RefSeq lists its product as uncharacterized. The record is from RefSeq and is a predicted model, not a curated record. Lineage: Eukaryota; Viridiplantae; Streptophyta; Magnoliopsida; Poales; Poaceae. Gene Ontology annotation, molecular function: zinc ion binding.